Protopolystoma xenopodis is the source of this 372-nucleotide messenger RNA. The record is from the annotation of a GenBank genome assembly. NCBI's taxonomy places the organism in Eukaryota, Metazoa, Platyhelminthes, Monogenea, Polystomatidea, Polystomatidae.
AUGCUAGCAUCCGUUAUGACUGGCCUUCUUGUUGCGUCAGCACAAUGGUCCCCGCAACAGUGGCGCCAAAUGUCUACCUGUGGUGUUCCUGUCUCUUUUGAAUGUCUACUUUCCUCUUUGGGCGUUGAAACCGGCAUGCUGGAGGACUGGGUUUGGGCUGUGGACCGUCUGUCCGACUAUAGCACCACAUUAAGUCCAUUACCAGUUUCUUGUGAUGACGACGACAAUUUAGCCGCUUCUAUAACCAGCCAGUCCAGGUAUCCGUCAUUGGCCGUCCUGUCCUCAGAAGCGACUGGCCCGGCUUUCAAAUCUGUUCCAUCACGUCGUGGAUCAAGCCCAAGGGUCCGCAUGGUAGGACCUCAGGAGUUUCAG